Messenger RNA from Caenorhabditis bovis, 909 nucleotides. The record is from the annotation of a GenBank genome assembly. Lineage: Eukaryota; Metazoa; Nematoda; Chromadorea; Rhabditida; Rhabditidae.
AUGAAGGUCAACUUUACCACUUUACCCUGGCCUGAAAAAUGCGACGAAUAUGACAUAUGGCCGGCUCAUAUUGUUGGAGCAUCACUGGCCUUAUUUGGAAUUAUCGGCAAUGGGUUCCUCAUGAAGCAUUUUCAAGCCAAUGGAGCAUUAUACAUUUUCACCAUCGCAGUCCUCGAUCUGCUCUAUUCAAUCAAUUUCCUCACCGAGAUUCGCUUCAAAAUUGUCGAUCAAAUGGAACUUCUUAAUUUCAUCAUCGUCAAUUUUGUGCCGCUUUUCCUCAUUUUUGUCGCAAUCGAGCGAGUUCUCUGGACCUGCGGACAACGUACGAGGGAAACGUUUGGAAUUUUCACAAACGUCCGCCCAAAGCCAUGGAUCAGAGCCUUCGUCAUUGUGUAUGCGUUCAUCACCGCAUUUUUCGAGACGAGACCGAGAACGAUGGGCAUGGCAAAUCAUUGUGAAGAAAUUUACAUAAACGACACAAAAAAUCGAAGUCAAGCUCUCUCCCUAUAUCUCGAAGUAAUCAAUCCAUGGCUGAGACGAGUCUCAUUUUGCCUAGCUCUUGUGAUCUCCCUGAUUUCAGUGAUCCGUAGAAAGAAGACUGGAAAAGGGGAGACCGCUGUGAGCCAGUCUGACAAACAUCCAACGUCUCAUGAGCCUAUUGAAAAUGGAAUUCGCCUCGUGAACCAAUCGAAUUUGUGCAUGCUCAUUAUUGUUGUGCAAUUCUUGCUGAAACACGCUGCCGAUGAGGCCGUCUCCUAUCAAUUCGCUGCCAGAAAAUCCAGCCAAUUCGAGCAGCUCAUUGUGAAGUUCGUCGAGGUCACGUUCGCCGCCUCACGAAUCCUCAUCUAUCUGGCGCUGACAAAACUGCGAGUUGUCUAUGAGUAUGUCGACGUCGUUCGUCACACUUAA